Molecule: messenger RNA, 1237 nt
Organism: Macadamia integrifolia
Lineage: Eukaryota; Viridiplantae; Streptophyta; Magnoliopsida; Proteales; Proteaceae
Product: polygalacturonase inhibitor-like
Exons: 1
Coding region: 19-1023 (334 amino acids)
Molecular function (GO): protein binding
Source: RefSeq, a predicted model, not a curated record
GCCGAGUUGCACCCAAACAUGGACACCCGAAUCUCCUUCUUCCUGACUCUUCUCCUCCUCUGCUUUCUCCCAACACCAUCUUCUUCUCGAUCCCUGGCCACAACUGUUCGCUGCAACAAAAACGACUAUGAUGCACUGAUGAAGAUCAAAGCAGCACUUAACAACCCAUACCACUUGGCUUCAUGGGUCGCCAACACCGAUUGCUGUGAUUGGUACGAUGUGGAAUGCGACUCUAGCACUAACCGCAUCAUCAGCCUUACCAUCUUCCAAGCCAACAUCUCUGGUCAAAUCCCUGAUGCUGUGGGUGACCUUCCAUACCUCAACACCCUCGUCUUCCGACACAUUACUAACCUCACCGGAACCAUCCCUUCCACUAUCACAAACCUCAAACUCCUCUCGAUGGUCCGCCUUAGCUAUACCAACCUCUCCGGUGCAAUCCCUUCCUUCGUCAGCCAACUCACCAAUCUCGACUUCCUCGAUCUCUCAUUCAACCAGUUCUCCGGUUCCAUCCCCUCCUCCCUCUCCUCACUCCCUAAAUUAACAGUUCUCCACCUCGACCGCAACAGUCUCACCGGAGCAAUCCCCGAAACAUUCGGAAAUUUCCAACAGUCUUUAAACCUCUACCUCUCUCACAACCAGCUCUCUGGUGAGAUCCCAAAUUCCUUAGGGGAUGUGGAUUUCACCACCAUCGACUUGUCGAGGAACAAGCUUCAAGGGGAUGCGUCAAUGGUGUUUAAGGCAAAUGGGUCGACGGAGACGAUUGAUCUGUCAAGGAACAUGUUUGCGUUUAAUCUAUCGAAUGUGGAGUUCGCCAGCAACUUGCAGCACUUGGACAUUUCACAUAACAAGAUCUAUGGGAGCAUACCAGAGACGAUAACGGGUUUGGAUUUGCAGUACUUGAACGUGAGUUAUAAUCUGUUGUGUGGAAGUAUCCCACAAGGUGGGAAGGUUCAGAACUUUGAUUCCUACUCUUUCUACCACAACAAGUGCCUCUGUGGCUCACCUCUCGCCGCUUGUACGUAACAACCGUCGACAGCACAAACUACUACAUAAAAUAAAUUUUCUUGGGGGGGUAAAAGAUUUAUAUAAAUAAGGGAAAGAACGAAGAAGUUCUUGUAUCUGGUUUUUUCUUUUUACAUAAGAUGCUAUUUUAUCUUUUGCGUGAUAGACUUUCUUAAUCAAAUCAGUAUUAGUUUAUGGAAAUAGAUGAAUAAAUUCCAGACGAAUGCCUUUGAUA